Molecule: messenger RNA, 258 nt
Organism: Mytilus californianus (California mussel)
Lineage: Eukaryota; Metazoa; Mollusca; Bivalvia; Mytilida; Mytilidae
Product: interferon alpha-inducible protein 27-like protein 2B
Exons: 4
Coding region: 1-258 (85 amino acids)
Cellular component (GO): membrane
Source: RefSeq, a predicted model, not a curated record
AUGGUUUACAUAGAAGUAGAGAAUACACUAUCAACUACAGUCGCAGCAACGGCUGUUGGAGUCACUGCCACUGUAGCAGCACCCUUCGUAUUAAGUGCUGUAGGGUUUGGAGCAGCAGGUGUUAUGGCGGGUUCUUGGGCAGCAUGGUUGAAGACUUCUGUAACUGUAGGCGGUGGAUGGUUUGCUACGUGCCAGAGUGCUGGGGUUUUAGGGAUGGCAGCCACUACAAAAGCAGCGAUAGUCACAUUUAAAGCAUAA